GUGGGUGUGGUAUUCUUAUAGUCUGUACUAUAGUUGAAUUUCCAGUUCUGUGUCUAGGUAAAGGGGACAGGAGAAACCAGGUUAGUGCUGGCUGAACGAGACACACAGUGCAUGGUUCUGGUACGGUGCGCUGGAAGAGGAACUCUUCCUCUCUCCAACAAUAAUCAUGGCUAAAAGUGCAAAUACAACUAGCCCCACUGUAGCCAGCACCACCUUUGCUCCAGCUACGGGGAUCUGGGGAUGGAUAGAGAGCAUUUUAAAUAAAAUACCUUUGCCACGAUGGGCCAUCUACACUAUAUUCGGUGUGGGAGUUUUCCUAAUCCUGCUGCUGAUCAUCUGUAUUUGUUGCUGCUGUUGUAAGCGUAAAAAGAACAAAGCCAAAGAAAAAGAAAAGAUCAAACUUGCAUCAGUAAAGAACAGUGUAACCACAAGCUUGGUGCAGCCAGAUAUAGAAGGACUAAAGAAAUCGCAGGAAAAUGAUUAUCGUGGCCGAUUGCAGUACUCGGUGGAAUACAGUUUCCAAAGGGAGGAGGCUACUAUUUCAGUGAAGCAAGCUGCCUCUCUCAAGGCUAUGGACAGUGGAGGGACAUCAGAUCCGUAUGUUAUAGUGUAUCUCACCAACGAUCCUCGUAAGAAAAAUGAAACCAAAGUGUAUCGCAAGACUCUGAGCCCUUCCUUCAAUGAGACCUUCACUUUUAAGCUUCUCCAGUCAGAAAUUGCAGACACGGAUGCUGUAAUGCAGGUCUUCGACUUCAACCGUUUUUCAAAACACGAUGUGAUUGGGGAGGUGCGACUACCACUGCGGGACAUGAAUUUGAAUCAUGUUAUUGAGGAAUGGAAGGAGCUGCAAGCUGCAGCAAAGUCCGAGUAUGAAAAGCUUGGGGACAUUUGCUUCUCUUUAAAAUACAUCCCUGUGACUUCAAAGCUUGUUGUUGUCAUUCUCGAAGCAAGAAAACUUAAGAAAAUGGACGCCGAUGGAUUCUCAGACCCAUACGUGAAGGUGCAGCUGGCUCUAAAUAAGAAGAAAUGGAAGAGAAAAAAGACGGGGGUAAAGAAGAAUACACUAAAUCCAUACUUCAACGAGGAAUUUAAUUUUGAUGUGUCGCUGGAGCAAAUUCAGAAUGUGGAUCUGAUCAUCUCCGUGUGGGACCAUGAUAAAGUCAAUAAAAACACGCAGAUUGGGAAGAUAUUCUUAGGCUGCCGAGCAUCAGGAAAUGCUUUGCGACACUGGUCAGACAUGCUGGCACAUCCCCGAAGACCCAUAGCGCAGUGGCACACUCUUCAAGCAGCAGAAGAAGUUGACAAAACUCUGGGACUAAAAUCUAAUAUAAAACUUCCUAUUCCAGGGAGAUAACCUUGUAUCUUGAGAUUCCUGAGUCCGGGCCGCCAUAAAAAAUAUCGGGGUUACCUGCGACCUAAAAUCUGGUGCCUUUUUUUUGGGUCACCAUUUUUUAGCUUAUUCUGUUGUAUGUGUGAGGCAAGAUUACUUCUACACUCAUCAAUCUUACAAAAUACAGCAAACCCCACUGGAUCGUGUGCCUUAGUACACUCUUGAUCUGAUAUUGGGCAGUUUGCAGUAUGAUGCCCCUUUUACGCAGUGGCAAUAGUUUUGCACAAGGGUUCUUUCCCCUCCCCCACCCUCCUAAAAGAGAGGGAAAAUUAAUUUUUUUUCCUCAGAUUGGUGGCCAUUGCAGUCCCCAUCUCAAACUUCCAUUGGCCACAGCAAGACAGGCCAUUCCCGUGUCUAGUAGAACCAUUUUCUCAAAUUCUCCUCCAUUCUUCAACAGGAGGACCAUUUCUUUAAGACCCCUUUCACACUGGCACUUUAGCGUUAAAAA
This is a messenger RNA of Rana temporaria (common frog), 1838 nucleotides long. RefSeq names its product synaptotagmin-1-like. Lineage: Eukaryota; Metazoa; Chordata; Amphibia; Anura; Ranidae. Gene Ontology annotation, biological process: regulation of calcium ion-dependent exocytosis; synaptic vesicle endocytosis; cellular response to calcium ion. Gene Ontology annotation, molecular function: phosphatidylserine binding; calcium-dependent phospholipid binding; syntaxin binding. Gene Ontology annotation, cellular component: dense core granule; axon; synaptic vesicle membrane. The record is from RefSeq and is a predicted model, not a curated record. The coding region runs from base 167 to 1354 and encodes 395 amino acids. The transcript is spliced from 9 exons.